CAGGGGGUCAUAUUGAGUGUCUAGCAUCCAAUCACGUAUUUGCGAUGGCUUUUGGCCCGACCAAAGAGUCAUGCUAGCUGAACUCACGGGCAAGCGCUUGCCUGCGGAUGGACGGAAUUCGAAGGAUGCCGCCGCCAAUGACAAGUUUGCUGCAAUGAGUAGAGACUUGUACUUGGCUGAGCAUAAAGCUCGAGAAGAGAUCAAGAUCAGAAAUGACUCGAUUAGACAAAAGAAGGCACGGAUUUCUCGGCCAGUAUCGGUGUCCUUUCUCUCGGCUCUUGACGCCUUUGCCAAGCGACAUGGUGGCAUCCUGACUCAAGAUAAUCAUCUGCACGAAAUGGCCUGGGUCCGUGACGAGAAGAUCCGAGAGCAGCAGCUGCUAGACUUGGCUGUGCAGGCCAGGCAGACCCGAGCUGCACUUGCAGCUGCGCCAGCUAGAGAUGGAGAGAGUGUUGAAGAUGCAGAAGACAGACGACAGCGCAUGAAGGUGUUGAAAGAAAGGGAGCGCCAGAUAGAGCGAGAUCACCGUUUGGAGCUAGGCAAGAGGAACAUGCGCAGGAAGGAGGAAGAUCGAGAUAUUUCAGAGCGCAUUGCUCUUGGCCAGGUAGCGCAACCCAGAAGCUCAGAGGUCAUGUUUGAUCAGCGACUCUUCAACCAAUCUGCGGGCAUGGACAGUUGCCUUUCCAGUGCUGUCUAUGACACGCCGCUUUUCGCAGAUCGAAGGCUGGCAAACGUCUAUGGUGGUCCCAGGGUCACGACAAGAAGUGCACCUUUGGAGUUUGAAACCGAUGAUGAGGAACUGUGACAAGAUGAAGGUCCAAAUCCGUGAUGCAGCAGCUGCUCGUGCAAAAUAUUCAAGUCUUGAAUGGAGCCAGGAGAAAAUUCAACACCCAGAGGUUCUGUGCAGCUUGGACUUGGCGGAUGCUGAUCGUCUCCACUCCGAAAAUGCAUUUUCCUUGUCGUUUGUCUUAGAAUUCUUGUCGCGAAGAGGGCGACCUCGACUCUCGACCAUUGCAGCCUUUUGGCCCAAAGAACCGCCAAGCUGACAAAAUUAC
This is a messenger RNA of Durusdinium trenchii, 1055 nucleotides long. NCBI's taxonomy places the organism in Eukaryota, Dinophyceae, Suessiales, Symbiodiniaceae. The record is from the annotation of a GenBank genome assembly.